This is a messenger RNA of Alnus glutinosa, 1298 nucleotides long. RefSeq lists its product as uncharacterized. Lineage: Eukaryota; Viridiplantae; Streptophyta; Magnoliopsida; Fagales; Betulaceae. Bases 431 to 1105 code for a protein of 224 amino acids. The record is from RefSeq and is a predicted model, not a curated record. The transcript has a single exon.
CAACCAACCAUUUACAUGAGCCCUUCUCUCUCUAUCUCUCUAAGAGGAAAAGAAAAAUACACAUUGUGAUGGCGCACUGAUGACUCUUUCUUGUCCGCUUUGCUUCCUCUGGUUCCAAACGUCUCCAGCCGGCCAAACCCAAUUCACACACUCCAAAAUCACAAUCAUCGUUAGCGGAUUCUAGCUCUUAAUUUGGAUUCAAACUCAGCCUCGAAUUCCAUCGGAUAUAUUAGAUGCGAGCUGUGAAAAACAUAGGCAUCGACAGGUCCCGAUCUGCAGGAGGAUUCGAGUUCCUUGUUCUUUUCAUCUUUUCGCGAGGUGGGUCGGUCUGGUUUUGGGUAUAGAAUCGUGGGUUCGAUCUGGUUUUCCGAUUGGAUUGCUGGGUUUGUUUCAGUCGGAGAUUGGUUUCAGGUUCUGGGUUCCGUUUGAAAUGGUCUAUUACCAAAACUCAAUAUCGGUCUGCAAGUCUGUUGACCCAUCCAUAGCCAUGUCUGACACUAAAUCAAGGCUUAGCAAUCAUUUUCCUAGGAAUAGAAAGACACCCAAUUCGCAGAAUUGUUCUAACAUCCCAGUUUGUGAUCGAUCUCGAUCGGCGGCGAUAGAUAUAGUAAUCCUUAUUGCUGUUAUUGGUGCUUGUGGGUUUUUGCUGUUCCCAUAUAUUAGGUUUGUGGUCGUUGAGCUUAUGAAAAUUGUUGGUGCUAUUGUUUGUUUGGUUAAAGAGGAAGUUUCAGGUGCUCCGAUGAUAUAUGGUUCUAUAGGACUUAGCGUUUGUUGUGCCGCAUUGGCUGCCUGGUUGGUUUUGGUAUGUACUAGUCGGAAAUGUGGGAAUCCGAAUUGCAAGGGGCUGAGGAAGGCUGCGGAGUUCGAUAUUCAGUUGGAGACAGAGGACUGUGUGAAGAAUUCGACUAAUUUGGUUAAAGAUGGAGGCUUGAAGAAGGGUCUAUUCGAAUUGCCACGCGAUCAUCACCGCGAAUUGGAGGCAGAGCUUAAGAAGAUGGCGCCACCUAAUGGAAGAGCAGUUCUUGUUUUUCGAGCGAGGUGUGGGUGUUCUGUUGGUAGAUUGGAAGUUCCGGGGUCAAAGAAGUAUCGGAAGAUCAAAAAGUAGAAUUGAUGUGAUUGGUUCAAUUCAAUAGGAAGGAUAAUCAGCAUACAGGAAUAGCCAUAAUGCAGUGAGAAGGGCCUUCUCCUGAUUGAUCUCUUUCGAACUUUACUGUCUUUAAAUAAGUUUAUUGAAAUAAGUUGUAAGGAUUAUAUACAGCUGGUUAUAGUGGGGAAUAUAAGAAUCUUUUAAUUUAUUA